Saccostrea cuccullata (small rock oyster) is the source of this 588-nucleotide messenger RNA. RefSeq lists its product as uncharacterized. The transcript is spliced from 2 exons. Gene Ontology annotation, cellular component: nucleus; chromosome; cytoplasm. The record is from RefSeq and is a predicted model, not a curated record. The coding region runs from base 1 to 588 and encodes 195 amino acids. Gene Ontology annotation, molecular function: four-way junction helicase activity; 3'-5' DNA helicase activity; ATP binding. Gene Ontology annotation, biological process: double-strand break repair via homologous recombination. Lineage: Eukaryota; Metazoa; Mollusca; Bivalvia; Ostreida; Ostreidae.
AUGGAUGUAGCCAGAUUAACUAGUGCUAAACAGAAGUUAGGGAUAACGUAUGAAUUAAAACCAGAACAGAUAUCAGCACUUCGUGCUUUUACAGAAUCGAAGGACCUUGUAUGUUUACUACCAACUGGUUUUGGGAAAAGUGUCAUUUUUCAGCUGAUGCCAUUUAUUACCGACGAUCCCAUGGCAGUUGUCCUUGUGAUAUCGCCAUUGAAUGCGAUUAUGAAGGACCAGGUUAGGAAACUAUGCGAAAGCGGCAUUCCAGCCUGUUUCCUAGAUAUAACGGGAAGAGAUGGUUCCACCUACAUGUUGAAACCUGCAUUGGGGACGGAUAUUGAGGAUGAAAGUGAGGAUAGAGAGGACAGCAGUAUUGAUGAUGAAACUGAUGAAGAUGUUGGGAAGUUGCUGAUGAAAGUUUCUCCAGAAGAAGUGGCAGCUGGAAAAUUCCGCCUUAUUUAUGCCCAUCCAGAGGCAUUCCUUUCUUCAAGAGAAGGAAGGAAAAUUCUACAAAGCCAAGCUUUGCAGGAUCACGUGUGUGGUAUCUGCAUAGAUGAAGCACACAUGAUACAAGAAUGGUAUGAUAUACUGUAA